CCAGACGUGAUAUUUCAGUGAUGUGUUUGUUUGUGUAGGAAUAGCAACGGACGGGGACCCAGCGGCCACACUCAGCAGACAGAGCGUCCAGCAGGUAGUAGAGGUAACAGCAGCUGCCAGCAGGAGGGCGAGGAUGACACCCGUGGAUGUCACUAGGGGCAUGGAGGCCUGAGUGAGGCUCCCUAAUGGUCCUUGUUACUGGUGCGUCACACCCACACCCCUGCAACUUUACCCCUUUCCUUCAUCAACCGUUAACAUACUUGGGAUCAAAGCACUUGGUGGCAACAAUAAUGGUGGAGGCUCAUGAAGGGGUGGUGGUGGUGGUGGCCAUGUGGUUCCAGACUCACUCGUCUCCAUAGAGUUGAUCAUUGCCAGGUGGGGGUCGCCAUGACUCCAGAUAUCUACCACGAGAAGCAGAUCAAGGAACUGUGUGCCCUACAUUCCCUGAACAAUCUUUUCCAAGAUGGUGCUGCCUUUGCCAAGAGUGAGUUGGACAACAUAUGCUAUGCUCUCUCUCCAGACAAUUGGUUCAACCCUCACAAAUCCCUCUUAGGAACAGGCAACUAUGAUAUCAAUGUCAUCAUGGCAGCUCUGGUCUCCAAAGGAUGUGGAGUUGUCUGGUUUGACAAGAGAAAAGAUCCAAGGGUGCUGAUGCCGGAGAAGGCAGUAGGGUUUAUCCUCAACGUUCCUUCACAGUACCGGCUAGGCCCUGUACAGCUACCUCUGCGCAGGAAACAUUGGAUUGCCAUCCGUAGCAUACGGGGGAUUUAUUACAACCUAGACUCUAAGCUUGAUACUCCAGAAAUAAUAGGGAAGGAGCAGGAGUUAAUCAACUACCUGCGUGAGGAGCUGAAGCACAAAGACAAGGAAUUGUUUGUGGUGGUAACGGAAGAGGUGGAACGGCUGCGAGCGUGGUGCUCCUCUCAGCCUCUCCACCCAGCAGCAGCUGCAGGCAGUACAAACAGUGUUGAGGGCAAGGAGUUCCUGGCAACCAAGACAAGUACAAAUUGUUUAGUCAAUGGGAAAGAGUUGCAGUGUGGGGAGGCAUUCAACCCUCCUGGUCUGUCUUUCAUAGAUCAAGAGCCAGCAGGACCUGAUAGCUGGUCAGUGGGGGAGGCCAUGAAGGCAAGUCAGGAAACACUAUAGGUUUACUGUGUGGCUAGAUGACGGUGAUACUAAAAACUGGCAUUGUGCAUAAUGCAGUGUCUUCACUAAUGUUACGGAGUUUGGUACAAAAUAAUAAUUUAUUUACGGCACUUCAUUAAUUUUGAAGUGCAGGAAAAAGGUGUUAGAUGUUUUCACAGGUUACUCAAUGGUUACUCAACUUUCAAAUUUUACAAGGUAGUGUUUAGAUUCAGUAUAAGUAAGUUAUAUGAAGAACAUGAUACACAACAGUAAACACAGGCAUAAUGAGAAUACACCAUUAAGUGGUGUAGGUGACUCCAGCCUGUGGUGUAUCUCACUGCCAUAGCCUAGCCUGCAGUACUAAUAUAAGGUUCUUUUUUUUUUUUUCUUUUACCAUGCAUUGUAUUUCAGAAGUUUAAAUAAAUGUUUGCUUGGAAACUUUUCUAUCAUAUUUGCAUUUCACACAAUGAACAAAACCAAGCAAAUGCAGAGACCUCAUCCAUUCAAUUGUCAAUAGUAAUAGCAAUUGAAAUCAAGUAAAGUUUUGUGUUUGAACUUUCUAACAAUAAUGAAUUUCACAGAAACAGAUGUCAGAAAAAUGGAUAGUACUCUACUCUUACAUGUUAAAUGUAUAUAUUCCUAGUUCAUCUUAUACAUUCCUAUUAGUUGUUAUAUCUUUAUAUUUGAUGGUUGUUACUAUGACAAGAAUGGUAAUUCAUUCAAAGUGGUAAUUGACAGUUACUGCACUACACACUGCUCAAA
This is a messenger RNA of Portunus trituberculatus (swimming crab), 1887 nucleotides long. It is a transcript of the gene Josd, whose product is annotated as josephin-2-like. The transcript is spliced from 5 exons. Gene Ontology annotation, molecular function: cysteine-type deubiquitinase activity. The coding region runs from base 304 to 1146 and encodes 280 amino acids. Lineage: Eukaryota; Metazoa; Arthropoda; Malacostraca; Decapoda; Portunidae. The record is from RefSeq and is a predicted model, not a curated record. Gene Ontology annotation, biological process: protein deubiquitination.